CCUUCUUAGUUCACCUAAGCAAAUGCAGCCUCCUCUGCUCUUGUCUGGACCGCUACAAAUCCCAUCAUUGUCCCCCCCAAAACACACCCAUUUUCCAGGAUUCUCCUCCUUAAUCCGCUCAUUAAUCUUUGGAUUAUCUAAAUGACAUGUGCCCAAGAAUCCUCUCCUCUUUCUCUCUCUUUGUCAUCUCUGUGGGCCCAAAACAAAUGGGAAAUCUCUGGCAGCGGCUAACACUAUGGCACGUGCAUCAAUCGUAACCAGCCUUUUCCAAGAAGAGAGAGAGAGAGAGCGCCUCCCCACUCUACAAGAACAAUUGUUUCGAGGGACGAAGCAACUGUUUUGCAACCUCUGAAUACGUUUCGUGCUAUUUUCAUUUGGUGGUUAUGGUACAUGACUUUAUGAAUGAGUGAAAGGUAGCCAACCAGGAAAUCGUGGGAAGAGGAACACUCCAUCUUCAAACUCUCAAAAGAAAAAGAUAAAAAAAAAGGACAUCCUGUUUUAUGCAUGUUUGAAAAUAGGAUCCUCAUUCAACGUAUUACGUAUCAAGAAGGGCCCCCUCAGAAACUGUAACUUGUACCUUACAAUUUUUUGUGAGUCAUUAUUGGGAGGGGGUUUUCUUGAUUUCACGUUUUUUUUGUUUGAUGAUCAAGAGCCUUCUCUUGUUUUUUCUUGAAGAAGGCUCAAACGCCAACAUUCUUUCGUAUUUCAUCUGUGUUUCAAUUGGCACAUUUGAUAUAUAAAUCUGCAAAAUUUUCUUGGGGGGAAGCUCAAGAAAGAGGAUGAUCUCGUGGUGGAUAUCAUCUCUCCAAUUGGCGGAGCUGUUUGUGAGUUCUCUGGUGCAUUUGGCAUAUGGGUUUUACAUAUUUAGCACUGCUGUUGCUGGGGAUCUCUCACAGGCAUUCAGCGAUUGGAUUUUCAAGCCUAAUUUGGCUGCUGGGUUGAGAAGGGACGACUCAGAAAAGUCCACCACCGUUGACGAUUUGCCUCCCAUUGUGUUGGUACAUGGAAUCUUUGGUUUUGGCAAAGGGAGAUUGGGAGGUUUGUCUUAUUUUGCCGGAGCAGAGAAGAAGGAUGAAAGGGUUCUUGUGCCUGAUUUAGGCUCAUUAACUAGCAUAUAUGACAGGGCCAGAGAAUUGUUCUAUUACCUGAAAGGAGGGCAGGUUGAUUAUGGAGAAGAACACAGCAGGGCUUGCGGGCACUCACAGUUUGGCAGAGUUUAUGAAAAAGGGCAUUACCCUGAAUGGGAUGAGGAUCACCCAAUUCACUUUGUGGGGCAUUCAGCCGGAGCACAGGUUGUUCGGGUCUUGCAACAAAUGCUAGCUGAUAAGGCAUUCAAGGGGUAUGAAAACACUUCGCCAAACUGGGUGUUAAGCAUAACCUCAUUGUCUGGAGCAUUCAACGGUACAACAAGAACCUACUUGGAUGGAAUACAGCCAGAAGAUGGGAAGUCACUGAAGCCCAUCUCUCUGCUGCAGUUGUGCCGCAUUGGAGUAAUUCUUUAUGACUGGUUUGACAUUCAAUGGCUGAAGGCCUAUUACAAUUUCGGAUUUGACCAUUUCAACAUGUCUAGAAAGAAAAUCGGCAUUUGGGGUCUGCAUCUGGAGACUGGAUUCUUCCCGAUCUUACGAUUCAAGGGUCCAUCAGAUUAAACAGCCAUAUACAGACGUUUCCUGAUACGUACUAUUUCAGCUAUGCAACCAAGCGUACAAGGAAAAUGAUGGGUGUCACAAUUCCCUCUGGCCUACUUGGAAUACACCCUCUGCUAUUCAUCCGAGUCCUGCAGAUGAGCCAAUGGCGUUACCCUUCUGACGUCCCUCCUCCUUAUAAAGGUUACCGGGAUGAAGACUGGUGGGACAAUGAUGGAGCACUCAACACCAUAUCUAUGACGCACCCUCGUUUGCCAGUUGAACACCCUAGCCAUUUCGUUGUAAAAGAUUCAGAAUGCCAACCUUUACAACCAGGCAUCUGGUAUUACAAGAUCGUCGAAGGUGAUCACAUUCUUUUCAUAGUGAACCGGGAGAGAGCCGGAGUUCAAUUUGAUCUGAUAUACGACAGCAUUUUCGAGCGAUGCAGGAAGCACGUAUUCAGAAAGACUCCAACAAUGCCAAAUCAACUGCACCAAUAGUUCAUAAAUGUAAAUCUCAAUCACACUUGAAGUGGAAGAGAUAAAACAACAGAUUGGUUAGAUACUGUGAAAACUUGGCUAAUUUCUUUUUUUUUUGUUUUAGUUUCUUUCUUUUUUUCUUUUUCUCUUUUUGGUGGGGGGCUUUGGCCUCACGUAGCUGGUGGAAAUGUCAGUGGUCUGCUUUCUUUCAGCCUCUGUAUUUAUCAUGUAUUACAUUUGUAGGUGUUAUUGUCUUGGAAUAGACAGAAGAGCACUAUUCAAAGGAUUAUACACAACUGUACUUACAUUA
Sesamum indicum (sesame) is the source of this 2414-nucleotide messenger RNA. RefSeq names its product alpha/beta-Hydrolases superfamily protein. NCBI's taxonomy places the organism in Eukaryota, Viridiplantae, Streptophyta, Magnoliopsida, Lamiales, Pedaliaceae. The record is from RefSeq and is a predicted model, not a curated record.